Molecule: messenger RNA, 540 nt
Organism: Hansenula anomala
Lineage: Eukaryota; Fungi; Ascomycota; Saccharomycetes; Phaffomycetales; Wickerhamomycetaceae
Gene: HNT2
Product: bis(5'-adenosyl)-triphosphatase
Exons: 4
Coding region: 1-540 (179 amino acids)
Molecular function (GO): catalytic activity
Source: RefSeq, a predicted model, not a curated record
AUGACCCAAAGCAUUAUUUAUUUUUCAAAAUUUGCUGUUAAUGAACAGGUGUUUUAUAAAUCAAAGUAUACUUAUGCAUUGGUCAAUUUGAAACCAAUUGUACCAGGACAUGUUCUUGUUGUACCAUUAAGAGUCGUUCCAAGACUAAAAGAUUUAACAGAAGAAGAAAGUAUAGACUAUAUGAUGACAUUACAGAGAGUACAUAAAUUCAUUGAACAUAUUUACAACGCGGACUCUUUAAACAUUGCAAUUCAAGAUGGUCCAGAAGCCGGACAAUCAGUUCCUCAUCUUCAUGCACAUUUGAUCCCAAGACAUCGUGUCAACAAUAUGGGUGAUAAGAUUUAUGAAGCAUUGAAUGAUCCAGCUAAUGAUAUUGAGGAGAAUUACAUUGAGUUUAAUAAAAGAAAAUAUCAUCAAAGAGAGUUUAAUGAUUUUGUUGUUAAACCUGACUCUGAUAGAUUUCCUAGAACUGAUGAAGAAAUGCAAAAAGAAGCUCAGUGGUUGAGUCAAGAAUUAAAAGCCUAUUUUAAGGAAAAAUGA